UUACGCCGAGCAAGAUGGCCGACACGGCGGCCACUGCCGGGGCCGGCAGCUCCGGAACGAGAUCAGGAAGUAAACAGUCUACUAACCCUGCUGAUAACUACCAUCUGGCUCGGAGGCGAACCCUGCAAGUGGUUGUGAGCUCCUUGCUGACAGAGGCAGGGUUUGAGAGCGCUGAGAAAGCAUCUGUGGAAACACUGACAGAGAUGCUGCAGAGCUACAUUUCAGAAAUUGGGAGGAGUGCCAAGUCUUACUGUGAGCACACAGCCCGGACCCAGCCCACACUCUCAGAUAUUGUGGUCACGCUUGUCGAGAUGGGUUUUAAUGUGGACACUCUCCCUGCUUAUGCAAAACGCUCUCAGAGGAUGGUCAUCACUGCCCCUCCAGUGACCAACCAGCCAGUGACCCCCAAGGCCCUCACGGCAGGGCAGAACCGGCCCCAUCCACCACACAUCCCCAGCCACUUUCCCGAGUUCCCCGACCCCCACACCUACAUCAAAACUCCGACGUACCGUGAGCCCGUGUCAGACUACCAGGUCCUGCGGGAGAAGGCUGCAUCCCAGAGGCGAGAUGUGGAGCGGGCACUCACCCGUUUCAUGGCCAAGACAGGCGAGACCCAGAGUCUUUUCAAAGAUGACGUCAGCACGUUUCCACUGAUUGCUGCCAGGCCCUUCACCAUCCCCUACCUGACGGCUCUUCUGCCGUCUGAGCUGGAGAUGCAACAAAUGGAGGAGACAGAUUCCUCGGAGCAGGAUGAGCAGACGGACACCGAGAACCUCCCUCUUCACAUCAGCACGGAUGAUUCUGGAGCCGAGAAGGAGAACACCUCCGUCCUGCAGCAGAACCCCUCCUUGCCGGGGAGCCGGAACGGGGAGGAGAACAUCAUUGAUAACCCCUAUCUACGGCCCGUGAAGAAACCCAAGAUCCGCAGGAAGAAGUCCCUCUCGUGAGCUGAAAGGAAGCCUGCCUUGUACAGGAACGUGGACACCACCCUCCUUGGGGAGUUAAAGCCACUCAAGGGAAGAAGAGAGGGUGGCCUCCUCGUGGUCAUGCCCAGGCUGCCAGAGUGUGACCAGGCAUGAUUUUAAUAGCAAACUCUAUAUAAAGAUGACCUAUUGCCACUGGAUGUUUGGGGUGAGAAAGCUAUGAUGGUAAUAAUGAGGCUUUCUUAAUCAACCAGGCCACACUGUGGGGUAUAGGAGCAGCCGGUGACUUCAUUCACUGUCAUGGGACUUGAUUCCUUGGAGACCUGGAAGACCGACCUGGGAAGGCGGUAGGAAAGAGAGGGUUCUGGGCCUGCUUUGCCUCCUGCCAGAAAGACUGUUUGUCUGGUUUGUUUUUCAGGAUGUCUAGACCCAUUUUAUUGACUCACAAAUAAUUUAUGGCACCAAUUUAUCAUCCUAGAACCUCAUUCUUGUUUCUCUCCUCACAUGGGCUCCAAGUGCCCUGUUGAGCUGAUCAGAGGUGACUUUACCCUCCAUCAUCAUGUUGGAAACAGGCCCACACACCACAACCCUGACCUGGGGCUGGCAGGAGUCAGGAGGCGGGAGCAGAGACGUUCAUGUGGAGGAGAGUGACUCGUAAGGGUUCUCUCAGCGUCUGAUGAAAGCUCCCUAAAGCCGGGCAGCACUCUCCUGACAGAUUUGUCCCUCGGUGGGAUGUGUGCUGGGGAACUACCAAGUCCUGCCCCAUCCUGGGAAAGAGGUUUUCUCUGACAAGAGCCUAGAUCGGUGGAUAUAUCAUGCUGUGACUUGAUAGAGGAAUCAUUGAUUUUAAACAGGAAAAGGAUUUGAUAGGGGUGGGGGGAGGGAUGAGAUUUUGAGAGCUGGGCCUGGCUUUGUAACCUGGCCAGUCUGCUGGAAGGCUGGCGUGGAGGGGAGGCCAUGUUCCCACCUUAUGGUGGAAGUGGGCUGAGAGGAGCCUGCAGGCCAAGCCAAGGUCUGCUUCCAGGAGCAGGUCUGAAUCCGUUCAACCUCCUUGCUUCUUGGGGGAAGAAGGCUUCAUCCCUGAUGUACCCUACAAACCAAAGUACAAGUGUUUAAGGAAAAUGCUGGGCGAGCUGAUACACUUUGGCUGGUCUCCAAAGGAAGAGAUUUUAAAACCAAGUCCAAGGAAGAAAUAUGCCGGCGAUACCUGGAGGUUCCUGCAGGAUAAACGGGGAGUUCCCUAGGUUAGCAUCCGACGGUCCGUAUUGAACCUCCUUACACUCAGCUUCCACAGUCAUUUCCUGAUCUUCCAUCCUCCUGGUGAAUUUGAAAACUCGAAAAACUUGGUGACUAGACAGCAGGCUCCGUGUACCUCUGGCCUCACUGUUCUCUAGGGCGCUCCAUCCAAUCGCCUGGAAGGAGAGAGCUGCGUGUCAGCAACUGAAGAGGGGAUGCUAGUGAGAAAAUCAGAUUCCCCGACUCUGCACCAAAUAAGAGUUUUUCAUGUUGGUAGUGACGUGAAAUUCUUCCAGUUGAAAGCAGUCGGAUCGAGCCUGUGCUGAGCCCUCGGAGUCUGUGAUUUGGCUCUUGGCGAUUCUUGGCCUGCUGAGUUUAAACCCGGGUUUGAGCCAUGGCACAUGCAGGGCUGGAGCCUUCCCGGCUUGCUGUUCACACUGCUCUCGGGAGCGGCCAUCCCAGUCAGCAUCUCUGCAGGUCCUCUUUGGCCGUCACCAUCCAGAGCAAACCCCUGUCGAAGGCCUCAUGCUAAAGGCUGACGUGGGGUUUGGAAGAAGGGACGUUUCUGCUGUCGAGAUUUCAGAGGCUGCACUGCCGUCAUUCUGUUCUGGAUGAGAGACACUGAAACGCUGACCCCACUAUUGUUGUGUAAAAACUGCAUAAUGCUCAAUGUAUAUUUAUAGAUUUUUAUUUUUUAUAACUUUGGGGGAAUUCCUGGAGGGAAAAAGUAGUAAACAGAGCCAGAUUAAAAGUGUCAUUUAUGAGCUCUUAAUAAAAGGUCAUAAUAAAAACUUUGCAAAUGAAACAGAA
Molecule: messenger RNA, 2969 nt
Organism: Equus quagga
Lineage: Eukaryota; Metazoa; Chordata; Mammalia; Perissodactyla; Equidae
Gene: TAF8
Product: TATA-box binding protein associated factor 8
Exons: 9
Coding region: 15-947 (310 amino acids)
Biological process (GO): transcription initiation at RNA polymerase II promoter
Cellular component (GO): transcription factor TFIID complex
Molecular function (GO): protein heterodimerization activity
Source: RefSeq, a predicted model, not a curated record